CUACUGAGAGUCCUGUGGAAGCUGCAGUCUAGGUUUAAAGAAGCCUGUUUAUCUUCAUUAAUGUGUGAUAAGGAAUCCCUAGGGGAAAAGUAUAGACAGUCCUGACAGAUGGCUGGCUAAUUAAAGGCAGGGGGAGGUGGUCAUUCUUGGCUGUUCUAGACUCUUUAGUUCAAAUUUAUUAUUGCUCAAAGGGACCAUGAUGGAAAGCAUGAGACCCAGUUUUCCCCAAGAGCAGUUUCUAAGAGAUGUUGGGGAAAGAAUUCCUCUUAUUAAUGAGCCCUGCUAUCCUACAACAGGCAAGUGAAGAGCAAAGAGUAGAAGAUGUACGACUGAUUCGAGAUCAGCACCCAACGAAAAUACCAGUCAUUAUUGAAAGGUACAAAGGGGAGAAGCAGCUUCCAGUUCUGGAUAAAACCAAGUUCCUGGUACCAGAUCAUGUUAACAUGAGCGAGCUGAUCAAGAUCAUCAGACGGCGCUUGCAGCUGAACUCGAACCAAGCUUUCUUCCUGCUGGUGAACGGACACAGCAUGGUGAGCGUCUCGACGCCCAUCUCGGAGGUGUACGAGAGCGAAAAGGAUGAGGAUGGAUUCCUUUACAUGGUCUACGCCUCUCAGGAAACCUUUGGAGUGCACUCGGCUGUGUAAGGCUUCUAGCCUAGGAUUUUGGUUUGACCCUCACGCCCCAGGAAAAUGAAAGGGAUGUCACUCUGCCCUCAGUACCAUAGUGUAGUCUUGCUUUAGCAGGUGUUCUCAUCUUGCCUUGCCUUGUUUGUGGAUAUUAAAGAGAGGAGUGCCAGUACAGACAGGCAGAUCCUGCUUUGAAAACCUACUGUAAUAUUUAACACAGGCACACUUAAGUUUCUGGACUCUGAAUGGAACCAUACUUUGCAUAUGUAAAUAGCCAAUAAAAGGGACACUCAGCUGGCCUUUGUAAUAAAGGAAUUGGCACCUUUUCAUGUAGUGAACCCACGUGUCUCAGUGUGACAUCUUUGUGGCAAAUCCCUCUACAAUUCCUUAAAAAAAAAAAUCCAGCUUGUCAAGGAAAGGGUUGUGUGUUUUUUUUUUUUUGUUCUACUGGAGAGCAAGGACAGGGAAUAUCCUAAACUUUUGGGUCAAGUUAUGGAAUUGCUCUGCUUCAGUGCUUGCAGUCUGUUGCAGCACAUGGUUGGGAGGGAAGUUUAUCAUCUUUCUUGGUACCGCCGCUGUAUAAGGAGGUGCCAGAUAGUUAAAUAUUCCCAUUGAACACCCCAGCUUUCCUCUAGUUUUAGGAAGUGCAUAUGUUAAGGUUCUUAGGCUAAUAGCAGUGAAGGCUGGAGAUUUCUCUCAGCAUUUUGUAUUUUGACUGAUAUACUGCUGCUCAGUAGCAUCUUGUUUUCCUUCUAACCUGUAGGGGUCUCUUUUCUUUGCCUCCCCUCCCCCCCACCCCCGUGCAACCUGGAAAAUAGCAGGUGGGCAGGGUUGGUGCAAAGAAAUGACUUCAGUAAACAAGACUGUGGGGAUAGAUGCAACCAGUUGCAAAGCAGGCUAAUGCAACUGGAAAAACGAGUAGUGCCCCAUAAUGUUGAGUCUUUGGAUCCGCCUGGUCCCUCCUCCACUCUCGCUCCAUGUUCGCAGCUGUGUGGUUACCUAUAAGCUCUACGGUGCAUCCAGGCCUUCUCAUGUGUUGUACACCCAUCCAUCCUGGAUUCAGAUCUGCUGCUGGAAAUAUGAAUCCAAACUGCCUACAACCGUCUGUCACUUGUUGUGCAUGUUAUAAGUGAGGGGGUAGGGGAAAGUGCUCUGUUUUAAAAGCAUUUCACGUUAGGAGCAAAUGGUCAUCCCAUCAUUGAAGUUUCUCGCCACUUGCAUGUGGCUGAAAAAUCUUGGCAUUGCUGUUGUCACUAUAAAUAGGGGCUUAUCCUGUGGAGAAGGAAUGUCUCGAGUAGGAUCACUGUCCUCCUUCUAGAGUUGAUGUUGUAAAGUGGAGUAUAGCAGACUGAAUAAGAGUUAUCUUUAUAUGACACACAUCCGUGAACUAAUUGCAUCUGUUACUGAAAGUUAACUUGCUAUAAUUGGGGGCGGGUGGGGAAAAAAGCAAUACUACUGCAUCUGGGCACUCUAGAUCAAUAAGGUGUACAGUUUGUAUCUGCUGACACCUUUUUGCAUGCAUCUUGUUCAGUGCUUAUUUCUAACUUUUUUUAAUUAUUUUUUUUUUAAACGUUUGUUGUGUUUUUACUUCAGCGUAAACUCUUCAGUGCAGCUUGUCCUAUGUUUUUAUAGUUUGGUUUAUGUAAAAUCAUGGUUUCACUUGAGACUGACAGCCAUUCUUGUAACUACUGUGUUCGAUGACAGAUUCCUGUACAAAUGUUGCUUUUUUUAAAAUUAAUACAGUGCUGAAAUGGAUGGAUUACAUCCCACCGUAA
Messenger RNA from Alligator mississippiensis (American alligator), 2401 nucleotides. It is a transcript of the gene MAP1LC3B, whose product is annotated as microtubule associated protein 1 light chain 3 beta. The record is from RefSeq and is a predicted model, not a curated record. Gene Ontology annotation, molecular function: ubiquitin protein ligase binding. Lineage: Eukaryota; Metazoa; Chordata; Crocodylia; Alligatoridae. Gene Ontology annotation, cellular component: cytosol; autophagosome membrane; autophagosome. Gene Ontology annotation, biological process: autophagy of mitochondrion; macroautophagy; cellular response to nitrogen starvation. Bases 246 to 644 code for a protein of 132 amino acids. The transcript has 4 exons.